Schistocerca cancellata (South American locust) is the source of this 5012-nucleotide messenger RNA. Its product is annotated as sialin-like. Gene Ontology annotation, biological process: transmembrane transport; monoatomic anion transport. NCBI's taxonomy places the organism in Eukaryota, Metazoa, Arthropoda, Insecta, Orthoptera, Acrididae. The record is from RefSeq and is a predicted model, not a curated record. The coding region runs from base 448 to 1962 and encodes 504 amino acids. Gene Ontology annotation, molecular function: transmembrane transporter activity. Gene Ontology annotation, cellular component: plasma membrane. The transcript has 10 exons.
GCGCGCAAAGCGCCCGUAACGGACAGAGAGAAUCGGCAGAAAGUUGUCCGCGCAGUAGUAGGAAUUAAUCGUUGCCCAUUCUCUGCUAAAAGGUGUGAUGUUCGAUCUCUGGCUGUGCGAAGCCGGCAGGUGUGUCGUCCAACACGCACUGACACCCCAAACCAAGAUGGUUCGUACACCCGGCAGCCGAAAUGCACAGCGGCUUACGGCAGUUGCUCAGACGGGCUGUGCGGCAGAAGGACAACGAAGAGUCGAUAUCGUAUCGGUGGCACAGUGACGAAAACCCACGUUCGAUCGAUAUAAGUUUCACCUUUGUCGAUACUUUAAUAAUUACAGAACUCGUGGCAUAUUUAACAUCGGGUCUCGCAGUACCACAAACAUUUGCGGCAAUUGGUUCAUCACUGUGUCUACUGCUCUCGAGUCUUUGCAGUCAGUGGCAUCAGCGACAUGGUUCCAGCACGUGUGGUGCUAUACUUCCUGUCAUUUUCUGGUUUCCUGGUGAGCUUCAUGAUGCGCACUGACAUCAACAUCGCCAUUGUGGCCAUGGUGCGCAUCCCACCACCUACCACCAAUGCCAGCAAUGCAGAUGCCCUCUACUGCUAUGAUCCAGCUGCCACAUCUGAGGUCACUGCCAAUGACUCACUCUCUACUGCUGCGGAGUCACCUCCGGAUGAAGGUGAGUUUGACUGGGAUCUGCGAACACAGUCAGCAAUCUUAGGAUCAUUCUACUGGUGCUACAUCCUCUCACAAGUGGUGGGUGGUGUGCUGACACAACACUUUGGCACAAAGACGGUAUUUGGAAUGUCACAGCUUACAACUGCUGUCUGCUCACUGCUCAUACCGGCAGCUGCAUCUGUACACUACUCGCUGAUAAUUGUGCUGAGAUCUAUACAGGGCAUUGCAUCGGGGCUAACAUGGCCAGCUAUGUAUGCCAUUGUAGGCCACUGGAUACCUGCUGUUGAGAGGAGUCGCUUCAUGUCUUCUUUCCAAGGGUUCAGCUUUGGCAUUGGAUUAACAUAUCCCUUAUGCGGAUUCAUCAUUGCCCACUUUGGAUGGAGAGCAGUGUUUUACACAACUGGAAGUAUUGGGGCUCUGUGGUGUAUACUCUGGUGGCUGCUUGCUUUUGAUACUCCAGCAAAGCAUCCACGGAUUACUUCUGCAGAAAAACGUUACAUAGAGUCCAAUGUUGGAAAUACAGUUGUAGGUGACAAGGGCUUACCAGUACCAUGGAAAGCAAUUUUUACAUCAUUACCAGCAUGGUCUAUAGGAAUUACAACAUUCGGACGCAUAUGGGUUCAUUACACAUUCAUUAUUCCAGGACCACUCUAUAUGAAGACUGUUUUAGGUUUCAGCAUACAGAAGAAUGGUUUGCUCUCUGGCGCACCCUUCCUCUGCAGUUAUGUCUCGUCAGUAUUUUUCUGUUAUUUUGCUGAUGUUUUGGUUACUCGGAAGAUUCUUUCUUUGACAAAUGUUCGGAAGCUUUUCACUGCCAUGUCUCAGAUAAUUCCAGGACUACUUGUCCUAGCAAUUGGAUACUUAGGCUGUGAGAUAGUGUUGGUACUGAUUGCUUGGUUUCUUGCUGUUACCCUUAUUACAGCAUCUUAUGCUGGUGCAAUGGCUAAUGUGGUAGAUAUUGCACCAAAUCUUGCUGGACCAAUCCUAGCAUUUGCACAAACAAUUCACAUGACAGCCAGUUUUCUAUCGCCACUGGUCGCAGGUGCACUACUGCAAGAAAGUCCAACUUUGGAGAACUGGCGUCAUGUGUUUUGGGUGUCUGCAGUAGUGUCAUGCACGACAUACAUCAUGUUCCAGAUAUUUGGAACAGCUGAAAUACAGGCUUGGAACUAUCCUGAUCAGAAAUAUCCACUGACCCCUUCAGCAGAGGGCAGUGAUCAACUACUACCUUUAUCAAAAAAAGAAGAUUUGCAACAAAGGAGGAAUCAUGAUGCUGCUGAAGGCUGAUCAUCAGGGUUUACAUUUUUUUAUUGACCACAUGUGCUUUCUAUUUCUGUCUGACUGGCAGACAACAAACAAUUUAACUAACUUCCAAAAACUUAUACUGUUGCUCAUCUUUUGUCUGUGCUCGAGAUGCAUCAACAUUAUGGUUCCCAAGUUCCUCUUUGUUUUUCUUUGUGGAAAUAGUGAAUUAUGUUGGUGUAAGUCAGUAAUUUUGUAUUUCACAAAAACUCUUUGGCUUAACAUUUCUACAUAGUUCUUAUAGGUUUAUGUGCAUACAUUACACAUGAUGUGUUCUGGUCAUUAUGCCAUGGUACUUGCUUGAUAAAACAGAAAGCUAUUAAGAUAUCUGAGAGUUUGGAUAUAAGGAUUGGCUUGUAUUUCGUAUUUUUUAAUAAUGGAGAUUGGAAACAGCAUGCAAGUCUUUGUGGGUAGAUGAAAAUGGAUAUGGGACAGUAAGAUAUAUAAAAAUAUUAUGUUAAUUUAUUCUCCUAAUUGUCAUAAUUGCUACCUAAAUAUGGAGCUCGUGCGCAUGCGUGUGUGUGUGUGUGUGUGUGUGUGAGAGAGAGAGAGGGGGGGGGGGGGAGAGAGAGAGAGAGAGAGAGAGAGAGAGAGAGAGAGAGAGAGAGAGAGAGAGAGAGAGAGAGAGAGAGAGAGAUCUGGCCAAUGGUCCUUUUUUACUGAUGCUGUUCACUUUGCAUUUCUUAAAGAGUUUCGAGACCAUGUUGAGUUUUUAUUAUUUUGUUUUCUAAUUAACUGUGGCGGUUAUCUUGAAAACUUUGUUACUUCAUUAAGCAAAAUAAAUAAAAGAACUUCCAGAAGUAGUGAUGAUAAGUGCAGGAUGCAAUCAAAGAGAUUCACUAUUUUUGUGACAGUAUAUUUGUGUAAUAGUAGUUUCUUUAUAGCAAAACCAGCUAACAGAAUGCUUCAAGCAUGGUUGGUUAUUUUAAAGGUGGAGUAGUAUCGUACUGUAAGCACUGUAUUCCUUUCAAAGAAGUAGUUAGACUAUUAAACUUUUGUAUGCCCCAUCACAAUACUGUAUCCUGAAAAUUGUCAUUCCGGAUUACUGAGAAGUAUUAUUUUCAUUUGUGUCAGUGACAGAGUCUGAACAAACUGUAUGCAGUAUGUACUUACAACUAAUGAAAAGUGCCUAGAACUUAUGUGAUGAGAAAAAUAAGAUAAUAUUAUAAAGGAACUUUUGUGAUUGUUGUGUAGUUGCUGUCCAAGAUAAUCGUAAGUAAAUGAUAUCAUGUCAUUUUGAGUUGUGAGCUAAUGUAAAUUUAAAUAAUGUAAUAAUGGGACUAUAGUAGAAGUACUUAAACACUGCAAGUUGAGUAUGCAUUAAGCAUGCAUAAAAAUGGUGCUAUUGUAGAAUACAUUGAACACUCCAUAUUGAUAUAUAAAAUAAAUUUGUAUAUAAUAAAUAUAAAUGUGAACAAUUACACAUAAUACUGAAUUCCCCAUGUGUGGUAAUUAACUGGUUUAAUUCUGAGCAAUGUCACAUGUUAUUUUGACGUUUUCAAACUGGUCAGCAAAAAUGGUCCCUCUUUAGCUGACAAGUAUUUUGUUGUCAGGGUCUGAACUAAAAUGUGUAAGUUAUCAAAAUGGUCUGCUUUUUGUGAGCUGUAAAAUUUUAGAAAGCUGGUGACAUAUUUACCAGAAACCCUUCAUUUAACAGAGUUCAGUAUAAUGUAGUGUGGAACAGCUUGUAAUUGACAUGUAAGCCUUACAGAUAUAAUUUUUUCAAAUAUUGACCUGCGUACUCUUGAGUAAUGGUGGUGACCAACCUAAGAGAUUAGCACUGAAUUUAAUUGGAUGCCAGAGGCCAGUUUGAAUAGUGGCAGACCACAGUAUCAAAUUAAUAACUGACAGAGCUGCCAUUCUAUAUUACUCAAACAUUGUGAUGCACAGAGUUCAAUGCUCAGUCUACAUGAUAACAGAAUUCUCAAGACAACUUUUUCUGUAAGUAUUUCAAAACACAUAGCAGCAAUUUGUUGCAAUUUCAGUGAACACACUACUUAUUUUCUAGAUGUUGUCACUUCAGACACCUUCAAAGAGAUUUGUUAUACUUUUGCAGUUUCCAAGAUUACACUCAACAUUUAAGCAAUUCACUCCUUUCUGUGGAUGGCCACUGUGUUUACAAAUGUAGUAACUUAGUCCCAAAACACAACAGAUUUUAAUUGCAUAAUAUUUACUCUUAUUUUCAGCAAAUCAUUAGAAAAUUAGAUUUAAAUUUCACAAAGUAAUUAUAAUUUAACUUCUGUGUUCUACUGCCUAGCAGCAAAUAUUGGGAAAUAAAAUACAAAAACAAAAUUUAAAGCAUUAUUUGACUGAUAUACUCCUCAGUAUUGACAUGCGCCAGGUUCAACAAAGGUGUUGCUACGGUAUAAAAUAGCUCUCGCAGAUGCCUCUGUGUAGAAACGCAAUCCUUUCGAUAAAAUUUGUCAGUCAGUUUCUGUUAAAAAUACUAAAUUUGUAAUGUGCAAACUGAAUGAUAUCAUUAUGACAAAAUUGUAUUUAAAAAGUCACAAAUUGUACUGUGUUAAUGUAACUAAUUGUAAAUCACUCAUGGUAUUAGUCUUAAAAUUUGUAUUUUUAAUGUUCUUUAGUUCGUCCAAGUUUUGUUUUUUGGGUUACAUUGUCUUUCAAGGACAUAACAGGUUGUGUAAAAGUACAAAGUAUAUUGAUGUUUAUAAUUAUAUUUUGGAAUGCAGAAGAAGCGAUAAGUAAAAAGAGAAGAAAUUCAGCGAACUGCAAGUAUCUGUUGCCCCAGUAUAAAAAGACACAAGUUCUUGUAUACAGGAGUAGUUGUUCCUAGCCUAUCAUCCAGUUAUUUUAUGGAGCACAAAAAGUUUACAUGUAUUAUAUCUUUCAUAAAUGAAUGCAAGAAGAGUGACAAUAAACCCUAGAUGUGUGUCAGAACAACAAGACAGGUCCCAUUCAUUAUUAUUGAAGCUGCCCUAGUAAGCAUGUUAAAAUGAAAUAAAGAUCAGUCUCUCUGCAUGAGAUUAACGUGUGUGUGUGUGUGUGUGUGUGUGUGUGUGUGUGUGUGUGUG